This is a messenger RNA of Ostrea edulis (European flat oyster), 3572 nucleotides long. RefSeq names its product G-protein-signaling modulator 2-like. The record is from RefSeq and is a predicted model, not a curated record. Gene Ontology annotation, molecular function: protein binding; GTPase regulator activity. Bases 247 to 2055 code for a protein of 602 amino acids. Lineage: Eukaryota; Metazoa; Mollusca; Bivalvia; Ostreida; Ostreidae. The transcript is spliced from 15 exons.
CAGGUGAUAUGUGUAGCUACAUCACCCCUACAGAAAUCGGAUGGAAUGGCCUAAUACGGAAAUCUCGUCGGUGCCCUCGGAAUCAUUUAUGUACACGAGACUUCAAUACACGAAGAUUUCCCUCCAACAAUAAAAACACUUUACCGUGACGGCGAAUUCAGACUACUAUACUAAACGGUGAAUGGACCUGUGAUUAGAACUGCGGUACUUACAAUGUAAUUGUUUAGAGGAGAAAUCAGGUUUAAUAUGGAUUCCCUUCCCAUACAGUCCAAGAUGGACUGUUCCUGCAUGGAGCUGGCUUUAGAGGGUGAGAGGCAGUGUAAAGCAGGGGACUGCAGGACGGGGGUCCAGUUUUUUGAGGCAGCAGUUCAGUCAGGCACAGAUGACCUAAAAACUCUCAGUGCAAUCUACAGUCAGCUUGGAAAUGCUUACUUUUACCUACAGGAAUAUGGGAAAGCCCUGGAAUACCAUAAACUGGAUCUGUCUCUUGCAAGAACGCUUGGAGAUAAAGUUGGGGAAGCUAAAGCAAGUGGAAAUUUAGGAAACACCCUGAAAGUACUGGGGAAGUUUGACGAGGCCAUUGCCUGUUGUAAUCGGCAUCUAGAAAUAUCCCGGGAACUAGAGGAUAAGGUGGGAGAAGCUAGGGCUUUGUACAACCUAGGUAAUGUGUACCAUGCCAAGGGUAAACACACAGGUCGAUGUGGUGACCAGGACCCAGGAGAAUUUCCUGCAGAGGUCAAGGAAUCUCUUCAAAAGGCAGCUGAAUUCUAUGAAGGUAAUCUACAAAUUGUAAAAGAAAUUGGGGAUAAAGCAGCACAAGGUCGGGCUUGUGGAAACCUAGGCAAUACAAAUUAUCUCCUUGGUAACUUCAGUGCUGCCAUCCGGUACCAUGAAGAGAGGUUGGCUAUCGCCAAAGAAUUUGGAGACAAACAGGCAGAGAGGCGUGCAUACAGUAAUCUGGGGAAUGCUCACAUAUUCCUGGGCGAGUUUGAUAUAGCGGCAGAGAAAUACAGGAAAACUCUACAGAUUGCUAAGCUUUUAGGUGACAAAGCUUUGGAGGCCCAGGCAUGUUACAGCCUGGGAAACACCUACACGCUUCUCCGGGACUAUGAGAAAGCCAUUGAGUAUCACAUGAGGCAUUUACAGAUUGCUCAGGAACUUAAUGACAGAGUUGGAGAGGGGCGAGCCUGUUGGAGUCUGGGCAAUGCCCACACUGCCCUGGGCAAUCAUGAAGAUGCCAUGCAGUUUGCAAAUCAACAUUUGAAAAUCUCUAAAGAGAUAGGAGAUGAAACGGGCCAACUUACAGCACAAAUGAAUUUAGCUGAUCUGAGGCAGGUGCUUGGAAUCAACGGAAAUGUUAAUCAACAUAUGGAUGAGAAAGAUGUUGGAAUAAGUCGCCGGCCAUUUAGACGACACAGUAUGGAGAAUAUGGAAUUAAUGAAAUUAACUCCAGACAAAAAGGGUGAAGCUGGUGGGGCCAGACCGAAGAUGAACAAACUAAUGAAAUCUGCCAGUGUGGCAGUAGAGGUGGACAGAGAGAAGAAAGAUAAACGUUUGUCACAAGAGGAGAUGAGUGAGGAUAUGUUCUUUGACUUGUUAAGCAAGUUCCAAAGUAGACGUAUCGAUGACCAGAGGUGUUCAUUUAAACCAACUGCUGUGAAACCAGACAGCAAAGAUGAAAAAUUCAAAAAUGACACAGGUAAUGAAGAAUUUCUGGAUAUGGUUGCUGGAAUACAAAGUUCACGAAUGAACGACCAACGAGCUGAGCUUCCCCGAUAUCCAGGCUUAAACUCACAGGAAGUCAUCACCCAGUACCUACACAACCAGCCAACUGAAGAACCUGAUGAUGCCUUCUUCGAAAUGUUGAUGCGUUGUCAGGGUAGCAGAAUUGAGGACCAGAGAAGUGCCAUGCCCCCACCUAGACCUGCCCCCACCGUACCUGAUGAAGACUUUUUCAGUUUAAUUCAAAAAGUGCAGUCCAGUCGCUUGGAGGAACAAAGAACUACAUUACCCAAAUUAGUCCCAGAAACCACGGGCAAGAAAAAGAAAAAAUAGCCCUGGGAGUGUGUGAUAGGAUUCUUGCUUUCACAAGACUGAAUUUACUUUAUUUAUUUAUGUCUGUUAGAGAUUUUACUGUACGUAAACUGUACUUAAAGCAAAGGUUUGCAAUUUGAUUUAGCUUUUGUGAUGCUGGUUUGUACUAUAGGUGCAUAGGUAAGAAAUAUUUGAGAAUUUAUAUAUACAGUUGCUUUAAAGCCACACAUAAGGUAGUAAAUUAACAAUGUAUUUUCCCUGUUUAAAGUCAUUUUAUUGUAUCUCGUUAAGAUAUGAAUAACAGAAGUUGAAAUUUUACGGUACUUUGUAAAUUGAUAAAUUAAAGAUUGCAUUAUAUCCAUCACUGGAUUUGAUCUGGGAACUUUAACAUCAGUGGUUGAAAGCUCCAGCAGCUGGGCUAUGAAGUAAAGUUAGUCAAAAUAGGCCUCCAGAUUAUUUUCCUGGAACUCUUCAUUGGAGAUAGGAAACUACCUUUUGUGUGCCAUUAAUAGAAUUACUCUGGGCAGAACUUUCCUGCAAAACAAUUGUAUUUUUGACAACCUAAAACUUCACCGAUUUGGAAAUGAAUAGUGUACAUCAAAAUUUUGACGUUAUAUUUGAAGAAUUAGUUUGGUAUCUACUGUCAAGGGUUGGAUACAUCUUUCAAUUUGUGGGAGGGGGCUUACAAAUUCUGAUAGUAUCAUUGAAGCUUAUAAAUUCAUGUUAAUAUACAAGUUAUAUUUCUGAUAAUAUCAUUGAAGCUUAUAAAUUCAUGUUAAUGUGCGAGUUAUAUUUUCUCCUUUGUUAAAAAAAACUUUUUCAAACAGAACCAAAUUUUAUGUCAUAGGGAAAUGGGCUUAAUUGACCCCAUUAAAGAAAGGCAAUACCAGUAGUCGAGACCAUAGAAAGUCACAGAUAGACUUUGUGGUUAUAAUAGAUCUCAAAUCAUCAUUGCAUUUGAUUUAUCAAAGGGUGAAGAUCUGUAUUUGUCUCAAAUUGUUGUCCAAAUCGUUCAUAUUUACUCAAGGUCCAGUCCAGAGAAAGCCAAUCGCCUCUUCAAUUCAUUGUUUUUGCAGUUCUCUACUUCACUUCUUAUUGUCUGCAUUUUUCUUUCAGAAAACUUGUACAGAUUAUUUUUUUUCCUUCAUAUUGACAUUUUCCUUAGAGAAUAAUUAUCAUGCAUUGUUCAAACGAACUCGAAAUUCAAUCGGUGCUUGCCUUACUUGUUUUUCUUUUAAAGAACAAUUUUCCUCCCAUCUAUAUGUAAUGUAUUCGGACAUCACAUGUAUAUUGAUCCUUCAGUCACAUUUUCUGUUCAUAUCAAAACUGUCAACCAACAGUAUUACCCUAAAGGAGUUUGUGUGUAUAGUGUAGUAGAAGCCAUCUUUUCAGGUACAUCUGAGCGACACAAGAUAUAUGUACUAUCAUUUUAUUUUUCACAUGUUUGUUGAAUGAUCAUUUAUUGCAUAAUCCAUGAUACAACUCACGGGACCUUAAUAAAAUACAUAUGUAUAUAUAACUAUAUAUAUAUAGUUAAA